CUGUCGGCUGUUCCGGUGUAAUCGGUUCGUAGGACCAUCUGUGACACAUGUGUGUACCAAAAUCGAAAACGUCUGAUCGUCAAACUUGCAAUAAACUUGGACUAUUGUCACGAACGCUAGUGUGUCGAUUCAGUCGAGUUUGCAUUCGAUGCGGAGAGGGAUGUUACUCCUGUUGAGAAGCAGUGCGCUUCGGAACUCGCUACGCACAUCCGCCUUUUUCUUAUUCUUCGGAACUGUCCUGAUGAUGGCGACUACCUUAUUGGAAGGCACUUUUCGAGCGUUUAGAGAACUGCGUCACGAAGAAGAAUUAAAGUUCUUGUAUUUCAACAACGAAACUGGAACCGACCACUUUAUCGUGCCCAACAUUAUUCAUCUGAUUCGUUUCAACAAGACGGAAUUCUCUUUUGUCGACUAUAUCUGCACGCAGGCGGCUUUUCGUAACCACCGACCUGACCACUUUUACAUUCAUACCGACUCGCCAGGUGGUAAAUUUAAUGGCAAAUACUGGGAGCUGAUUGAACGCGAUCUCGAACUAAGAUCUCGCAUCCGCAUUUUGCCUCUGGAACCGCCGUCAGAGAUCUAUGGACAACAGCUCAAUCCUGAAUGGAGAUUGUAUCACGGUGGAGAUAUUGCCCGUAUACGUACCAUGAUGAAGUACGGUGGCAUUUAUCUGGAUAACGAUGUUUACGUGAUUCAAAAUCUAGACAAGUAUCGCAAAUUUGAAAUUGCCAUCAAUUGGGACGAGGGUCAAUUUCUUGGUACUCAGGUAAUUAUUGCCAAUCGGAAAGCUCGUUUUCUUCCAUUGUGGCUUGACUCUUAUCGAGAAUAUCAUCCGGAAAUAUGGUAUUACAACGCUGGGGAACGACCAACAGUAGAAAUUUUAUACAAGCAUCCGGAAUUGGUUCAUCGUGUCAAAGUGCAAUUCGGAGCUGAUUUCGAUCUAUCAUAUAAUCUCUAUACUUACAAAGAAUUCGAUUGGCGUGCGUUAGAUACCAUUCAUCUAAUGAUAAAUCAUCGUCAUUAUAUGGACCCUUAUUACAACGUAACACCGUUUUUUGAUGAAAAUAUUGUAAAAAAUUAUCCCUACCCAUUUGGUGGAAUGGCUCGGGAAAUGGUGGCGGCUUCUGGAAUGGAAAACUUUAUUGACAAAAAAAUUUAACUAUAUCUUCAUCGAUGUUUUCUGUUUUAAUUAUAGGUGUAAAUCGUCUCACAUAACCGAGCUAUAUAAGCCAAAAGUGAACACACAAUCGUCUCUGUAGCUCUAUUGACAUUGUUCCAAUUAUUCAAAUAGAAUAGAAAGUAGACACAGUUGCGUUGAAUAAAACCCAAUAGAAAAUGA
Molecule: messenger RNA, 1339 nt
Organism: Daphnia magna
Lineage: Eukaryota; Metazoa; Arthropoda; Branchiopoda; Diplostraca; Daphniidae
Exons: 4
Coding region: 149-1159 (336 amino acids)
Source: RefSeq, a predicted model, not a curated record